Messenger RNA from Galdieria sulphuraria, 1148 nucleotides. RefSeq lists its product as uncharacterized. NCBI's taxonomy places the organism in Eukaryota, Rhodophyta, Bangiophyceae, Galdieriales, Galdieriaceae. The record is from RefSeq and is a predicted model, not a curated record. The transcript is spliced from 3 exons. The coding region runs from base 106 to 1071 and encodes 321 amino acids.
GUAAGUAAGGUUUCACAACCCAAACGAAACCAAAAUGCCAAAAAGAGAAAGACUCGACCCUUUGAUCCUAUGAAAAAUCGUUGUUGAAGGAUUGAGUUGUUUUCUAUGGCAGGUUUAUCCAUUCAUUUAUAUACUGAUAGAGAAAUAGCCCAAGUUUUGGAAAGUCAAUGUGGUAUAAAACGUCUCUUAGAUUUCUUUCAAGUGGAGGACCUGUCCUACUUGACAGAGAAAACAGGAAUACCUUUAGAGCGUUGGAAACUUGUACACCAACAAAUCCUUCUACACUUUGGCUGUAAUUGGAAGACUGCAAGUGAGUUGGAAACCCAUCAUCCAUCUCUAGCGUCUGUUGGCCAAGUAGAAACUUGUGUCGGACAGCACUUUUUACAUAGUAUUUUGGAAUAUAUCAAAAGCACAGUAAUAGUGGAAGUUGCUGGAAGGUCAAACUGUGGCAAGAGCGAACUCUUAUAUCAAAUUGGGUUAUUUGCCAUUUCAUAUAUGCCUGUAUAUCUCUUUACUACAAGUAAAAGAGCUGCUUGUGCAAGACUUGCUACUUUACGCCGUUGGAUAGGUCCAGAAUCCACGGAGUUGUAUGAACAUUUUUAUAUCGAUGAAUGUAUCGAUUUUUAUAGACUUUGCAAUUCUCUUGAGUCUUUAGAAAGUUGUCUUGAGCAUAGUGCCGCGACGGAUAUAAACUCUAUCGCUUGCAACGCUUUGAUACUUCUCGAUGGCCUUCAUAUUGCGCAAAUGUUGAGUCUCGACUGUACUUUUCAUGAAAGAAUGUCGUGGAUAGAACUUUUCACUUUGUUACUGAAAAGAAUAGCAUUCAAGUAUCGUUGUAGUAUUGUCGUUACGAAUACUUUGGAUCGAAGAGGUGAGCCUAUGUUUGCACCUAGGUGGAGUUACUGUCCUGAUGUUCAUAUUUUAUUCGAAGAUGAUGAUUCUACCAAAUAUCAAAGUCAAGAAUUGGAAAUGAAACGUUAUUUAACAAUAUUAAGUAGAUGGAGUUACAAACAAACUUGUUGUAUACUACUUUCACCUCAACAUGACGAAAUAAACUCGGAUCAAUUUUGACCCCACAAAAUAUGACUCAGAAGCUCAUUUCCACUUUUUUGGUUAUCGAUUGGGGGAGGAUCUUGACAGGAUUGUUG